GGCCCCACCCCUCACGCACACUCACUGACCAAUGGGAGCGCGGGACGGGCUGACGUAACGGGUGAAAGAUCAACGCGCGCGCAUGGAGGACGCAGGAUGUAAAUAACAGAUAUUCCAGAACCGCACCGACCCGAACCACACGUCAUCGUCAUGAGAUUGUUGACCUGGUCAGCCCGGAUGAUUUUAUCCGCACGAAAGCAGCCGCCAGGGGGCAGUCGAGAGUUCUGGGGGUGGCUCAACGCUGUUUUCAACAAAGUUGAUUAUGAGCGCAUCAAAGCGGUGGGUCCUGAUCGAGCUGCUGCCGAGUGGCUCCUGAGGUGUGGUGCAAAAGUUCGGUUCCGUGGUUUCGACCGCUGGCAACACGACUACAACGCACUCCCGACUGGGCCUUUGGGCCGGUACAAGAUAGAAGCUAUCGAUGCCACAGAGUCCUGCAUCAUGUAUCGUGGUUUUGAUCACCUGGAGGGUCUCGAGCACGUGGAGGAAAUCAAGUUGAAUAAGUGUAUUUAUAUAGAAGACGCGUGUCUGGAGCGUUUGAGUCAAAUAAAGACACUGCAGGACAGUGUGAAGAACAUGACAGUAGUAUCCUGUGGUAAUGUGACAGAUAAAGGACUCAUCGCUCUUCAUCACCUCAGGAACCUGGAGUGGCUGUUUCUCAGUGAUCUGCCUGGUGUAAAAGAUAAAGAUCAGACCGUGGACAGACUCCAGACCGCACUUCCCAGACUCGCCAUAGAAUUGGAUCUCGCUUAGCCAAUCGCAUCAUUUCUCAGAACACAUUUGGAACACCACAACUCUCACAGCCUUAUGACCGGGCCAGACAAGCCCUCUGGCUGAUGUCCAUGACUGCUGUGGCAACAGUAUCCAAGCAACUGUGCAUCCCAGAGACGGAUGCAGAGAGCUGCUUUGCCUUAGAGGCAAAUCAACAACACCGAAUUAGCUUUGUUUAUUAAAUAAAAGGUUUAGUUAGACCACCCAGGGCAGAUCAACAAUCUUAUAUUGCCAUUCGCAAUAAAUUUUCAGCGGUGA
Megalobrama amblycephala (Wuchang bream) is the source of this 1026-nucleotide messenger RNA. It is a transcript of the gene dmac2l, whose product is annotated as distal membrane arm assembly component 2 like. Lineage: Eukaryota; Metazoa; Chordata; Actinopteri; Cypriniformes; Xenocyprididae. The record is from RefSeq and is a predicted model, not a curated record. The coding region runs from base 151 to 750 and encodes 199 amino acids. The transcript is spliced from 5 exons.